Molecule: messenger RNA, 1278 nt
Organism: Lethenteron reissneri (Far Eastern brook lamprey)
Lineage: Eukaryota; Metazoa; Chordata; Hyperoartia; Petromyzontiformes; Petromyzontidae
Product: coiled-coil domain-containing protein 57-like
Biological process (GO): centriole replication; cilium assembly; positive regulation of mitotic cell cycle
Cellular component (GO): spindle microtubule; centriole; centriolar satellite
Source: RefSeq, a predicted model, not a curated record
GACGGAAGCGGCCGUUGGGCUCAGACUCGAGAGCGGCCGCGUUGGGAUGAACAUUGAGAUGUAUAAGGGGCACGGGGUGACCAGUAAGGUCUGAGUUGGUCUGUAAUAAGAGUUGAAGCCCUCACGUCGCCACCGCUGACCCCAGGUGUAAAUGGGAGGAGAUGCCGGUUCCUCCCGAGCAGCUUCUCACGCCGGCGAUGCUGGGCGGUGAACCCGAACCGCUGCCGGUGGCCCCCCUGGUGGCCCUAUCGUGCGCCGUACCAGACGCCGAAGUGGACGAGGAGAGCAGCCGCUUGGAGCGGCUCCUCGGGGACAAGGAGCGGGAGUGGCACGAGCUGCAGAAGCUGCGAGCGCGUGUGCUGGCGGAGUCGGUGCGGCGAGCGGAGAGGGCGACUGCUGAGGAGAGGGAGCGCUUCCUGCAGCUCAAGGAUGACUUCAAGUUCAACCUCAGGCUGCUGGAGGAGCGCGAUGGUGAGCUGGAGCACUGCGAGGCGGAUUUGGCGAGCGCACGCUCCGACAACGUGGAGUUACGUGCCCACGUCAGCGAGCUGAGCGUGCAGGCCGACCGCCUGCGCUCCGCCCUGGCCGCUGCGAGGCGCGACGGCGAGGAGGAGAUGGCGCAGCACCGUGAAAGGCUGCGGGAACUCCGCCUGGACACGGAGAGGGCACGUGGGGUGGUGGAGGCUCAGCUGAGCCAGCGCAGCGAGGAAUUGGAGCGGCUGAGGAGGGAGCUCGAGAGAAAGGUGGAGGAGACCUGUGGGGAGCUCGGCCUGCAGAAGCAGGAGCUGCUCGCCGAGUUUGAUGUGCACUUGCAAAAGCGCGAGCACGAAUUCCGUCUCCAUGCCGACCAGAUGAGCAACACGGUGCUGGCACACGAGCUCAAGGUUCGGCUGCUGGGCAAGGAGCUGGAGGCAGCUCAGGCAGCGAACGAGCGCUAUGGGGCCGCGCUGGGCAGCCGCCGAGACAGGCGCAGGUGGAGCUGGAGAAGCGUCUGCGCGAGGCCGAGUGGGCCCUACGGGACGAGGUGGCCGUGCGUGACGCCAGGAUCAAGGAGCUGGAGGAACGGGCUGAGGAUGCACGGUCGGCACACGCCAAGGAGCUGGAGCUGCUGAACCGCAAGUGCACUGAGCUGGACCGUCAAACGCGGGAGAGCGCCGCCUCGCUGGAGCGAGUGAGGGCGGCUGGCGCGGAGCGCGAGCGAGCGCUGGAGGCACAGCUGCGGGAGCUGCGCGGGGAGCUCCAGGAUGGGGAGGUGAAGCGCAAGCGGCUGGAGUGGAG